This is a messenger RNA of Rotaria sp. Silwood1, 2469 nucleotides long. The record is from the annotation of a GenBank genome assembly. NCBI's taxonomy places the organism in Eukaryota, Metazoa, Rotifera, Eurotatoria, Philodinida, Philodinidae.
AUGUUUAGAGCAGCUAUAAUACUUUCUCAACAAUACAACAUAACAAUAGAUGGACAAUUCAUAGGAUGGCAAUUAGAAGAAACUAAUGGUAAUAUAAUCAAUGCACUUAGUAAAUCAUGUCAAGCUGUGUCUCGUUCAAAUAUUGUUGGUAUUGUUGGUCCAGGGUUAUCAAGAGAAGCUCAUUUAAUAGCUGAUUUUGGUAAAACCAUAGGUAUACCUGUUAUAUCGCCUAGUGUAACUGAUCCUGAUUUAUCUGAUCACAAUGCAUAUCCAAAUUUUUAUCGUAUAGUUCCUUCAGAUAAUUCAAGAGCAUUAGCAAUUGUAAAAUUAUUUCAUCUAUUCAAUUGGACAUCAUGUAUACUUAUCUAUCAAAAUGAUGCAUUUGGAUCUGGAGCAGCUAAACGAAUGGAUGAAGCAUUCAAUAAUAAUAAUUUAAUAAUUGAAAAAUUCAUAAUAUUUGAUAUUAAUAUACUUCGUAUUCGAGGUGAUUUAAAAACAUAUUUAACAAAUAGUGCAACUCGAAUUGUUAUUGUAUGGGUUCAAUCGAAUUAUGUAUCUAUUGUUUUAAAGACGGCUCUUCAAGCUGAUGUAUUGGGUCCAUUAUUUACAUGGAUAUUAAGUUCAAGUAUUUCAUUAGAUUCUUUUAAUAAAACAUAUCAUGAUAAAUUAUUGGGACUAUUUUCAAUUGAACCUGUUACAGCAAGUAUUGUUAAUGCAUCAAUUAAUACAACAUUAUUAAAAGCAGCAUAUAAGAUUUGGAAACAAUAUGAACCAGAAUCAUUUCCUAGAAAGGCAAAAGUAAAUUCCUAUUCAUUAUUUGCAUUUGAUGCAACAUGGUCAUUAAUUCUAUCAUUAGAAAAACUUUAUUCAACAAUAACAAAUAAUUCUUCUUCAUGUUUAUCAUUUGUCGGAUCUUCAUAUUGUUUUGAUCGUCGUUUUGUUCAUUCAGAUCUAUUAUUAAAUGCCCUUAGCACAAUAGAUUUUCUUGGUGUAUCUGGUCCUAUAAAAUUCAUUGUUAACGUAACAGAUCGAAUCAAUGGUUCUUAUUAUUAUGUACAAAAUGUUCAACAUUCUUCAAAUGGUUUAAGUUUGGUACCAGUAUUACAAUAUUCUGAUUCAAGUGAUUGGACAAUGUUUCAAGGAACAAGUGUUAUAAUUUGGCCAUACAAUUCAUUAGUAGCUCCGUCUGGUCGAGCAACACUUAAAGGUGUACAUUUACGAAUCGGUGUUAUCGAAUCAGCCCCAUUCACAAUACAACAAAAUGUUACUAGUAAAUCCGAAGAGAAAAAAGAACAUUUAAUUGGUUAUGUACCUGAUUUGAUUAAAUUGUUAGAAAAUCGAAUCGGAUUUAUUUCCGAUAUUCAAAUAGCACCAUCAAAUGUAAGAUAUAACGAUUUAAUUCAAGCAGUCGAAAAUGGUACUUAUGAUAUUGUCAUUGGUGAUGUAACAGUUACAGCUACACGAAGACAAUCAGUUGAUUUUUCUGAUGCGAUUUUUGAUAAUUCUUUAUCUAUUAUAAUGCGAAAAUCACCUGAUAUUCAUAUUGAUCUAUUAUCAUUCUUAAAUACGUUUUCAACUACUUUAUGGUUAUUAGUAUUAGGUUCUUUUAUUUAUGCUGGUUUAUUGAUUUGUCUUGUAGAAAGAAAUCAUAAUACAGCAUUAAAAGAUAGACCAAUACUAUCUCAACUAGGAAUGAGCAUUUGGUAUUCAUUUGGUAAUAUAGUUGGAUAUGGUGUUGAUUUUCAUGUUAGUACAUCUGCUGGACGUUUAGUAACUGCUGGUUUAUAUAUGUUAUGUUUAAUAUUAGUAGCGACAUUUACGGCAAAUUUAACAUCAGAUUUAACAAUAUCAAAAACCAAAGGUAUUGUGUCAGGAAUUGAUGAUAUCAAAAAAGGAAUAAUUCCACUUAAUCGUAUUGGUAUUCGUGAUGGCACAGCAAGUGAAGAUUAUUUUUUAAGAGAAAUAUCUGCUAAUAGUCGAAGUUUUUAUUCAGUACAAACUCAAAAUGAAUUGUAUGAUCGUUUACUUGAUGGCACUAUUGAUGCAGUUCUUUUUGAUACGAGUACGGCUGAAUAUAGUAUUAAUAAUAUUUAUUGUAAUUUAACUUUAAUUGGAGAUGGUUUUAAUAAAGGUGUUUUUGGUAUUGUUACUCCAAAAGAAUGGCUAUAUGGUAAAGAUUUAGAUGUUAAUAUUUUAUUAUUAAGAGAGUCAGGUGAACUUGAAAUGUUACGUAAAAAAUGGUUUCAAACAAACCAUUGUCCACAUUCAUAUGAAACAUCAACUUCAAAGACUGUUGAUUCAAUGCGUGGAUUAUUUUUAGUCUUUGCAAUAACUACUUUUCUAUCAUUAUUAUUAUUUAUAUGGUCAAACCGAUCUAUUUUCAAGAUCUAUCUAUCUGAAUGGUUAGAUCAAACGAAAUCGUUAUUCCAAAUUCGAAUACCUUUCAUAAAACAUUCAGGAGCACGUUAA